This is a messenger RNA of Colletotrichum lupini, 4560 nucleotides long. RefSeq names its product cyclophilin type peptidyl-prolyl cis-trans isomerase/CLD. The coding region runs from base 1 to 4560 and encodes 1519 amino acids. The transcript is spliced from 17 exons. The record is from RefSeq and is a predicted model, not a curated record. Gene Ontology annotation, molecular function: peptidyl-prolyl cis-trans isomerase activity; protein binding. Gene Ontology annotation, biological process: protein folding; protein peptidyl-prolyl isomerization. Lineage: Eukaryota; Fungi; Ascomycota; Sordariomycetes; Glomerellales; Glomerellaceae.
AUGCGGACCUUGUUGCCCAAGAUGACGCUUGGACUAACGGCGUGGCUAGACAGCUCCUCCGAUGACGAUAUGGGUCCCCAGCUCCCCUCCGAAGCACCAAAGAAGAAGAAGCGUCGCGUGCUUCCACACGAGAAGCUCUAUAUUGCUGCGCUGCCCAAGUCAACCCGGUACUCCAAGUCUCUGAUGCACAAGGAGCAGCUGUCUUUCGUUACAGUGACGCCUCUGACGGACUUCAUUAUUACCUCAUCUGUCGACGGUGUCGUCAAAUUCUGGAAAAAGGUGGCUGAGGGGAUAGAGUUCGUCAAGGAGUUCAAGGCACAUGCGGACGAGAUCAGGUCCGUCUCCGUCAGCCAGGACGGGAGAAGCUUUGCAACCGCCGGGGCAGACAAGACUGUUAAAAUCUUCGAUGUCAUCACGUUUGAUCUUCUGGCGAUGCUGAAGUUGACCUUUGUGCCGAGAUGUCUUUGCUGGGUUCACAACCGAGGGGCUUCGCUACCUCUCCUUGCGGUGUCCGAGGAAACCAACUCCAAAAUCCACAUUUUCGAUGGCAGGGGAGAGAGGCAAGACCCGAUUCACACAAUCAAGUCUCUACACAGAAGUCCGGUCUCAAUCAUGGCUUUCAAUAGUGCCUACGACUGCGUGCUGUCUGCGGACGACAAGGGCAUGCUGGAGUACUGGCGACCAAGCGGCGACUACGAGAAACCGGACAAUGUAUUCGAAUUCAAGGCUUCAACAAAUUUAUUCGACUUCAAGAAGGCGAAAGCAGUGCCGACAUCUAUCACGAUUUCACCGACAGGCAAGCAAUUUGCCGCCUUCUCUCAGCCAGACAGGAAAAUCCGAAUCUUUGACUUUGCGUCUGGAAAGCUGUAUCGAACAUAUGACGAAUCUCUUCAAGUGAUUGAGGAUAUGCAGCAUGCUGGUUUGGCACUGCAAAAACUCGAAACUGUGGAGUUCGGCCGCAGGUUCGCGGUCGAGCGAGAAAUUGACUCGACAGCGUACAGAGAUAAGGCGAACGUCAUUUUUGACGAGUCUGGCAACUUUAUUCUUUACGGCUCAAUAUCCGGCGUUAAAGUGCUGAAUACCUAUACCAACCAGAUCGUCAAGGUGUACGGUAAAGAAGAGAACUUCAGAGCCGUCAACCUGGCGAUAUACCAAGGUCAACCGCAGAAGAAGGGCAUUACUACAGUCGAGAUGGGUGCUUCUGCCAAUCCCCUGCUCCAGGAGUCCGAGUCCAGAGACCCCAUCUUGAUAACGACAGGAGUCAACAAGCAGCGAUUUUACUUGUUUACCAAUGACGAAGAAAUCUCAAAGUCAGUGCGAGACGUUCAGAACGAGAAGCCUACAAUGCUUGGCCAGAAGAAGGCAGAAGAGGCCAAGAAAGCAGAGACCGGAACCGCCGCAGUAAUCCACACCAACUAUGGUGACAUUCACAUUCGUCUCUUCCCCGAUGCGGCACCCAAGGCUGUUGAGAACUUUGUCACCCACUCAAAGAGUGGUUACUACAACAAUACGAUCUUCCAUCGUGUGAUUCGCAAGUUCAUGAUCCAAGGUGGAGAUCCACUCGGCGACGGCACGGGUGGCGAGAGUAUAUGGGGAAAGGAAUUCGCAGAUGAAUUCAGCAGUCUGAAGCACGACAAGCCAUACACAGUCAGCAUGGCUAAUGCAGGCCCAAACACCAAUGGCAGUCAGUUCUUUAUUACAACGGAAAAGACGCCUUGGCUGGACGGGAAGCACACCAUUUUCGGGCGAGCAACCCAAGGGUUCGACGUUGUCCACAAGAUCGAGAACGCGCGGACGUAUAAGGAGAGACCAGAGGAGGACAUCAAGAUCCUCAACAUCGACAUCAAGGGCAUAAGUGAAAUGGAGUGGAAAAAGCAAUUCGAUGAUGCAGCAUCCCCGCAAGCCUCGCAACUGAUACAGACGGGCCUCACGAUGCAGCUGCAUAUCAGCUCAAACGACGUUUGGGCGUACCUCUUGUUCAACGGCGCGCACAUCCGUUCUACGAACGUUGAUAGUGAAGACAGUGCGCUCAACCAUCUCACAUAUGGAAAUUUCAUAGACGCAGGCCUCCGGAUUCCCUACCUGCGCUGCAUGUUCGCGAUCGAGGUUUCUGGUCCAGUAUGCCACGUCCGAAGAAGCCAGGGGCGCCGGAGCCGAAACGUCGAAGCCGAAAUGGUUGUUGGCCGUGCAAAGCCCGGAAAUUCGUUUUAUCUGUACAAAAGUGAUGUUGGCUUUGGGACACUAUCUGCUGUACGACUAAAUUGGGAGGGCCGUCGAACGAAGAGAUCUCUUUCUUUGGGAACACUCACGGGGAUCACUCAGCCAUUUAAAGACUCCUCCCGCACUGAACAACCGCCGUUCAAUCAUACGUUUACCAUUAGCAACCCGACUCAGAAUUCGGAUCCGAAGCCUUUAACGAAACGCGUCCUCGCUGCUCCUGUCGGCGUCGAGGCAGGGAAAAGAAAGCUUGAGCAGUUAGAGACUUGUGAUGACUACUUGAGUUUUCAGAAUACGUCCUCCCGAUUGAUCCAGCACCAGAAUGGCGCCCUAUUUGCUCCACCGCGCAGUGCACCAAACUACAAUGCACGAGACCACUCCUCGACAUCAAGCCUCCGUCGAAUCGUUCCCGCGACUGCAAACGCUUCGUCAAGAUUAUACAAGAGGUCCAAAUCCCUCGCUGAGACAGGUCAACCGGAUAUAUCGAGCCAGUACGGCCGCAUAUCUUCGCCAAUCUCUCUAAUCGGGCAAAGCUCUCCCACGUCUUUCCUAACCUCGGGUGCUAUCUCAACGUCGACCGGUUCCCCCUUGACGCCCGUCUCGUUGGUGAUCAAGCCUGACGAUGAGACGAGAUCGCCUGUCUUGAGCCUUCCUUCACCGGCGUCUCCAGAAGAUAGUCGACUAUCUGUGAACUAUCUAAUCUCGAGUUCUUCCCGCGUUAUGCAUGGUGCAAACAAGGGAGUAAUUCAUCCAUCUGGUCCGCCUCUGUACAACUCUGAAUGCAAGCAAAAUGUAUCAGAAGAAGCUACAUUUUAUGGCUUCGAUCUUGGCAUUCCAGAUGCUGACAUUGCCCAGAAUGAUGACGCGGGAUCCAUAUCUUCAACAGCAUCUUCUACUAGACAUUAUAGGCACUGCCUCCAAGCUAUGUGUGGUGGAUCCUAUUCCCAACAAUCCGGGACCAUUAAUGGCACGAUGCCAAGGGUCUGGUACUAUGGCCAGCCUAUUCCGAUAUGGAUACCGCGAAGCAUUGAGCCCAUCCCCGCCAAGCUUCGAGAAAACCCAAUGAAUAUCCUUUACUUCCAUCACUUUUUGAACCAUACGGCCAGGGUUCUCGUGCCUUAUGACGACCCCCAAUCCAACCCGUUUCGCACGAUUCUGCCGCAGAUGGCUGUCGGUAACGACCACCUCCUCAGCUUACUCCUGGCCUACUCGGUCACAGCCGCCCAUAGGUCAAGACUUCUCGGAAAGAAGGAACCACAGAUGAGGAUAGCAAUCUGGGUGCAGGACAUCUUUCCAGCACUGCGGCAGGCCCUCAACGACAAGGACAAAAUCAUUUCAAACACGAGCCUCGCCACCGCCAUCAUGCUCGCCUCGCUGGAGAUCAUCUCGCCCACGGCGUUCGGGUUCGAUAUCCCCUGGCAGCGGCACCUGAACCUGGCCCGGACGCUCAUGUGGAGGCGGCUGGCGGACCUGCGCAGGACCGCCGAGAACGGUCUACGGGAGGACAGCGCGUGUGCCUUCCUGUGGAGCUGGUUCGCGUACUUGGAUGUCCUGGGGAGCUUGAGCGGUGGUGGCGUCCCCGACGCGGAUUCCUCGAGGUUCUGGCUGCUUGAGUAUACGGUCCACAAUCCCGGCGACAGCCAGGAUGAGAUUGACUGCGUCAUGGGCUUCACCACGCGCUGUGUCCAGAUCCUAGCCCAGAUCGCGGAGCUGGCGCGCCGCUGCGACGAGCAGCGAUUCGCGCUAAGCGGUUCCUCGCCGCAACUCGCCUGGUAUCCGAAUGCGGCUUGUGUCGAGCGGGCUCAGUUGUUGGAGCAGGAGCUUUUUAACAGCAUGGCGCAGCCGUCCUGCCCGAGCAGGCAUAUUACUACCAUCAACACCCCGAGCCAGAACCUAGGCCAGGACACCGGCAUCAAAAUCGAAGGGCGGGAUAAUAGGGGGGAGAUCGUCCAAUUGAACGAGGCAUUCCACUGGGCUGGGCUUGUGCACCUACACAGGCGCAUCCUGGGUAAGCCGCCUGGCCACGAAGACGUCCAGGGACCGGUAGGCAGGAUCGUGGCGUGCUUGGAGGGUAUUGCGCCUGGCGGGUCGGCGGAGACGGGGUUCUUGUUUCCCAUGUUCACAGCUGGGUGUCAUGCGCUGGAGAGGCCGCAGAGGAGCCAGAUUUUGGAGAGGUUUCGGAGUGUGGAGAGGAAUGGGAUGACGCAGGUCUACAAGGCGAGAGUGCUCAUGGAAAAUGUGUGGCUUACGGGGCAGCCGUGGGAGCCUUUGCUGUGUACGGAAUUCAUUGGGGAAGCAUCAUACGGGUACCAGCAUAUUUUGUCAUCUUCACGAUAUUUAUGA